UUGAAUGUCUUUGCUUCUCAGGCUCGGGGCUCGGAUACACUGGAUUCAGGCACGGAGGGCGCCGGACGACUCAUCUCUUCUGCGGCUCCGUCCAGCGUCAAGGGGAGACCCAAUAAAAGGGUGACACGCGGACCCUUCGUAAAGCUGGCGGACUGUGCUCACUAUCACUAUGAAAACGUCAACUAUGGCCCGAUCCAGCUUUCUCUAUCUGACUCUCGUCCGGAGGAUUCCAGUGGUAGCGAAUCCGAGGCUGUUUACAUUGUGCAAGUCACAUGUCAGGGCCGCACUUGGUCCGUUUUGCGGAGCUAUGAAGAUUUCCAGGUCCUGGACUCCAACCUUCACCGCUGUAUUUUUGACCGCCGCUUCUCUCAGUUGCUUGAACUCCCCCCUCGCCGUGAACUUCCAUCUCAGGGCCAGCUCCUGGCCCCUCUACUCUCACGAUAUUUGAAGGCUCUUUCUGGUAUUGUGGACAGUAACAUCAACUGUGGCCCCAUACUCAACUGGAUGGAGAUUGAUAAUCACGGUAAUCGGCUUCUCGUCAAUGAAGAGGCGUCAAUCAAUGUUCCUGCUAUAGCAGCCGCCCACGUGAUCAAACGCUACACCGCUCAGGCGCCAGAUGAACUUUCCUUUGAGGUCGGUGACAUAGUGUCGGUCAUUGACAUGCCCCCGCGGGAGGACACCAGUUGGUGGAGAGGAAAGCACAGCUUCCAGGUUGGCUUCUUCCCCAGCGAGUGCGUCCAGCUGAUCACAGACAAUAAGAACCCGUCUCCAGCUGCAGAAGGUGAUAUAACGUUGUCCAUCACAUCUCCGCAUGGCUCCAACUGCCCCAGACCAGUGUGCCGUCGCCAUGGGAAGCUGGCGGGAUUACUGCGCAGUUUUAUGGCGUCCAGGCCAAGCAAACAGCGUCUGCGGCAGCGGGGGAUCCUCCGGGAGAGAGUGUUCGGGUCCGACCUGGGGGAACAUCUGCUGGAUUCUGGGGAGGAAGUCCCCAGGGUCCUGGUCUCCUGCGCUCAAUUCAUAGAAAAAUUUGGCAUCGUGGACGGGAUCUAUCGUCUGUCCGGUGUCUCCUCUAACAUCCAGAAGCUCCGACAUGAGUUUGACAGUGAGCGGGUUCCGGAUCUUUCUCGGGACACAUAUCUGCAGGACGUUCACUGCGUCAGUUCUCUUUGUAAACUUUACUUCCGUGAGCUGCCGAACCCUCUGCUGACGUAUCGUCUGUAUCAUCCCUUCACGGAAGCGAUGUCGGCCCCCGCUGAAGAUGAGAAGCUGAUCCGUGUCCACGACCUGAUCCAGCAGUUGCCCCCUCCUCACUACAGGACCCUUGAAUAUCUGAUGAGGCACCUGUCGCGGCUCAGCGCCCACAGCGAUCGCACCGGAAUGCACGCACGGAACCUGGCCAUAAUCUGGGCUCCCAACCUUCUGCGGUCCCGGGACAUGGAGUCUGUGGGGGCCCCAGGAGCAGACGCCUUCCGGGAGGUCCGGGUCCAGUCGGUGCUGGUGGAGUUCCUCCUGUGUCAUGUGGAGACCCUCUUUAGUGAUACAUUCACUUCAAUAGGUCGCUGUGGACCAAUCCGGCCGCGCUCUCUGAUGGGCGGCUGUCCCUCGGGUCGUCUCGUGAGUCUGCAGGAGGCUCAAGCGCGGAGUCAGAGCCAAAGGGAGGCGGCGGAGAAACUGGGGGCCGACAAAACCUCCCCCAACAAGCCUGAGAGGGCGCUAGAGAGCAGCGAUGAAAGGAAAGUUCCCCGUGGCAGGAAGAAGUCCGGUGGGGGUAGUAGUUGGAGAACAUUCUUUGCUAUAGGGAAAAAUUCAUCUCAGCAGAAGAAGUCUCGGUCCGGGGGUCUUCGGGAGUCGGCGGCCCACCAGAGAGUGUUGGACUCGGUGACGUUGCGGUCUGCUAAGAGUGAGGAGUCCUUGUGCUCUCACACCAGUGUGACCGGGUUUCACCGGACCUCCCGCCUCCGCCGGCCUCGCUCUACAAGUGACGGUCUGACCUCGCGGCUGCCUCACUGUAGGUCCGCAGAGAGCCUGACGCAGUCCUCCCCUUCUCCGCCCUGUGUGCCGUCCCCUCCCCCAACAUCUGGACGUCCCCAAUCGGCGUGGAUUGAGGAGGAUCUGGACCUGUCGCCGCCGCUCCCGGAUAUGGACGGUCUCGGAUUCGACCCCUUAUCUUUCCGCCUCUCAUUCUCGGACCAUGAAGAAGUGAAGUCUCCUACAAUAGUCAGAGCAGACGUGAGCAGCAGCCAGGGCCAUUCCCUACCGCGCAGGCUGAGCCUGUCUCCUACCGGCGGCUGCUCCCCCUCCCCCUCUCACAGCCCUCCGGAGCGCUUGGUCACAGACAUGGAGAACCAGGGGCCCCGUAGUCUGUCUCCUCCUCCGCAGAUGCUGAACCUGCUGCUUCAAUCCUGUCAACUGCGUCUUAGUGAGACCUGUGUGAAGGAAGGGAAAGGAAUCGGGCCCCCGAAACAAGAAGAGCCCUCGAAGGGAGUGACGCUCUCUCCACAGCAAACAGCUCAUCCUCCUCCUAUGUCUGUCACACGACAACUUCCUCCUCCUCCGCCACCAAAGGAUCCUGCCCGGCUGAUGGCUUUAAAAUUGGCAGAGAGCGCCCAGAGAGCCCUUCAGUCCUCCAUAUCUACCGGGACCGUCCCUGCAAAGUCCUCACAGAGAUCAGCCCCGCCACACCCAUCCACCUCAGUAUUCAGACGGUCCCUGUCCAUGGAGUGCAGUGAGAGCUCGGUGCCAAAGGAGGGGCCCCUGUACUCUGAGCUUCGACCACACUUAACCAGCCUCAAUGAGAGUACAACCAACCAGCAUCGACCUCCGAGACCCGAGAUACACAGUACAAUGGCUCCAGGUUCCACUCCGGCUGACCUCCGAAAAAUGGCCCUAGCAGGCACUCCUCCUUCGCGAGCUCCUCGCCUGCACACCAGGUCUGGCAGCCUUCCUGCUCCUCCGAGCCUCUUUCCUCCGCGCACUCGUCCUCCCCCGUACAGGUUCCCAGAGGAGGGUCCUCGGAUGCCCCCUCACCGCUCUGCUCCUCCCUGGCCAGAAGCAGAGGGGCUUUACUAUGAGAUAUUGGGGGACCCUCCUCACAUGACACCAAUCAAUGCUUCAUAUGGAUUAAUCCAGACACCGUGGCCCUAUAUGGCAUCACCGCCCUCUCACCCUCACUCUGUACCGGCUCCGGGCUGGUACGGCCGACCUCCUCCACCUGAGCCAGAGUUCCUGAGUUAUCAGCGCUGGGACAGGACGCCUCCCGCACAUUUGCGCCAGUAUAUUAUGGGGGGAAGCGUCCCCUAUCCGUAUAUGGGAACCGCGGAAGGUAGAGGUCAACCGGUCACUUCCCGACCUAACCAACAAGGGAGAAGGGAGGAACCAAUUUAUGUCAACCUCCCCCCAAGAGCAGAUGUAGGGGGUCCAUUCCAGGGCAAUAGAGACCCUGCAGAUCCCAAACCAGACCUGCCGCACAAACAGCGUCCUGGCCGACCCCCCAGUAUUGGACGGCAUGAAAGUCUUGGAGACCCUCAACCCACAAAGCAGCACAACCCCCAACUUUCAAGAAGGGAGGGGUCUCUAAGCUUUUUUCGCCCACCUUCACUCGCCCACUCAGCGAUGUGGGGCACACAACCUAAAUACCAAGAGGGUCGAGAACCUCCACUUAUCACCUACGAGAGUCCUGGAGGAGGAGUAGCCCAGAGAAUGCGCUAUGUGGCCCCACACUGUAUGCUCUCGGAGGGCGGGACUCUGUAUGGAAAUCUAGAGCAAAGAGGACCCCCACACAGGUCUGCCACCCCCGCGGGAUUCAUGGGGUCGCCUUGGACAGUUCACACGGAGGGGCAAACAAGAAGUUACUGCUGAGGGGGCAACUUGUAGAUUUUCUCUAAUGUAAACCCACCCAUCAGUACUUGGCUCCUCCCAAGACACGCCCACAAGGUGCCAGCAAUCAAGCAGCAGAUCAUCUGUGCUGAAGCACUUAUCCUGUUUUGUGUUGGGGAUGGGGGGU
Molecule: messenger RNA, 4003 nt
Organism: Hyla sarda
Lineage: Eukaryota; Metazoa; Chordata; Amphibia; Anura; Hylidae
Gene: ARHGAP33
Product: Rho GTPase activating protein 33
Exons: 21
Biological process (GO): small GTPase-mediated signal transduction
Cellular component (GO): actin cytoskeleton; fibrillar center; cell cortex
Molecular function (GO): GTPase activator activity; protein binding; phosphatidylinositol binding
Source: RefSeq, a predicted model, not a curated record